Molecule: messenger RNA, 1191 nt
Organism: Amphimedon queenslandica
Lineage: Eukaryota; Metazoa; Porifera; Demospongiae; Haplosclerida; Niphatidae
Product: alcohol dehydrogenase [NADP(+)]-like
Exons: 8
Coding region: 103-1101 (332 amino acids)
Molecular function (GO): oxidoreductase activity
Source: RefSeq, a predicted model, not a curated record
CUGCUGUACCCAGCCACACCCCUCAGUCAAUACUAACACGUUUUUAUUGCAAAAGGUAACCUUUUCCUCCUUUUCUUGAAGUGAAUUGCGAAACAAUCGAAGAUGUUUGCAACUCUAAACACAGGAGCAAAGAUGCCGCUCUUUGGACUGGGUACUUGGUUAUCAAAGCCUGGAGAGGUGGGGCGGGCAGUAGAGGAGGCGUUACGUGUUGGGUACACUCACAUUGACUGUGCCCACAUCUAUGGGAAUGAGGCUGAAGUGGGUGUGGCUUUACAAAAGUGUUUUAAUGAGGGAGUGUGUAAAAGAGAAGAUAUAUUCAUUACUUCAAAAUUAUGGAACACUGAUCAUGGCAGAGAUGAUGUCCUUCCGGCCUGUCAGUUGACACUGAAGAACCUACAACUAGACUACCUGGACCUCUACCUGAUUCAUUGGCCACAGGCUCUUCCUAAAGGUUGUAAAGUAGCUUCACUGACCGAAGAGGAGAAGUUAGGAUAUAAUGAGGAGAGCAUUGCCCAUUGCUGGGAGGGUAUGGAGGAGCUGGUUGCCAAAGGUCUAACUAAAGCUAUUGGUAUUUCAAACUUUACAAUAACAAAAACUGAAAACUUGUUGAAAACUGCAAAAAUAAUACCAGCAGUAAACCAAGUUGAGUGCCAUCCUUUCUUUCAACAGCAAAGACUUUUUGAAUAUUGUAAAGGAAAAGGUAUUCAGUUUGAGGCCUACAGUCCGCUGGGUAACCCAGGGCGUCCCAAGAAAGGGGACGAUGAUCCUAGUGUGCUGGAGGAUCCAGUCAUCAAUGACAUCGCCAAGAAACACGGAGUGGGGCCAGCUAUUGUAGCGAUCUCCUUUCAAAUACACCGUGGUAUAGUGGUUCUUGCUAAAACGGUUAAUCUUGAACGAGUUAAAGAGAAUUUAAAGGCAACAGAAGUGCAGCUGGACGCUGAGGACAUGAGGAGACUGAGGGAGUUGGACAGGAACCUAAGGUUUUUGAGGUUUUUCAUGUUACGUAACGACCAGACACUGGCCGACUUCUGGGACGAAGAAGCUGAUAGUAAAUUCACUAUUGAAGAACCAACCAGCAAGAAAACCAGAGUUGAGCAGUAGUGACUAAUAACUAUUAAUAACUGACUGUUAGUUUAUUUUUGAUAAUUAUUUUUUGGGCUGCUAAAGACUAUUCGUUACUUUUCACUUUGA